Molecule: messenger RNA, 3438 nt
Organism: Lactuca saligna
Lineage: Eukaryota; Viridiplantae; Streptophyta; Magnoliopsida; Asterales; Asteraceae
Source: the annotation of a GenBank genome assembly
UGUCCGCUACCACCCUUCACCACCCUAUUUGUCGCGCCGUUUCUACCUUCUGUCGUGACGAGAAACCCUAACCCUAUCCCGUCGUCCCCAUCAACGCUAAUGUCACACACCCUUAACCCUUAACCCUAAGUCGUGACGAACCACACCACAAACCUUAUCAUGUCGUCGUUCAUCCUUUUUCUCUCCUUCGUCCGCCCAGAUGAUCACAUCUGCCCUGUUGCGCCAUCUCUGUCGUAUUGCGCCUACUCUGCCGAGAUCAAGCAUCAAUUUCAUCAUCUAAAUUGGAAGUGUGUUAGAGCUCCUUUACAAGAUGGAAUGUAACGUGUAUGCCCUAGAAUUUUUCAAAGAAAUAUUUUUACUGUUGAUGGUGAUCCACAAUGUGGGUGAUUGGACUCAUCCCUUACAUGUUCAAAAUAUGGUUUGUAGACCAUUGUGUGCCAUUACAGGGUGCCUAUAGAGUUGUUUCAGACAUAGUCACAUAGUUCGUGGUACAGUCUGGUACGGGAAUAGGGAACGGGAACGAGAUUCAUGAGGUUUGGCGUAUCGGGUACGAGGGGGGUAGGUUCAUUUCGGUACGUGUCCGGUACGGCGUACCAUUGGUCCCAAUACGGUGUACCUGAUUUUAGAACACAUAUUUAGCAAUAAUUUAUGUAUAAACAUAAUUUUAAGCAACAUAUUUUAUUUAGAAGUACAAUUCCAGCAAAAUACACAUAUUGUAAAGAUUACAUGCUAGAAAUUAAAACAGAUUACAUGCUGGAAAUCAAAAGUUCAAAACAGCAACAGUUUUGUAAUAACUCAAAAACACAAACAGGAAGGGUAAACCAACAAAAACUGAAAUGUAACAUGCCAAUCAACCCAUUGCUUUUUUCCUUGUCCAUUCUCCAAAUCUUCUUCAUUUAAGAACUCCCAAACCAUGUCAUCUAAUCAUGAACUCGAUCCUUCAAUGUAAGUGCUUUCGGGAUUGAUGUCCCACUUUUUGUGUGGGCCGGAUUUGUAUGAUUCGUGGAAACGAGAUAGGAGUCGAAUGUUUGACUGGAUGUAAACCAAUUUAUCGGCUCUUUUUUCAUUCAACCAGUUUCUUUUCAAAUUAUGAAUAUAAGAAUAAGUACUCUAAUUCCUUUCCGCGGAAGAGGUACUAAUAGGUUGUGAAAGUACCUUCUUUGCCAACAAGGCCAAAUCCGGAGUUUCGGCUCCAUAGGUUGACCACCAAUCUGUUGGAUCCAUUGUCAAAGCAUCCGUUUGUGUUUCUGCCAUUAAGUAGAUACCUUUCUUCAUGUGAAAUGUUACGAAUUGCUCUCGUAACAAUCGUCCCUCCUCUUCAUUUUUAGAAAAUCUAUUGAAGGAGUCCAUGACACCUUGCAUAACCUCUUUGUUAAGAUUUGGUGGUUUCCUUUGCAUACCACCGGGUGCCAUUUUUUGAAGAUAUCACCUAUCAUAAAAGCAUGGGUUUAAUGCAUCAUUUUUGUUAAACUAACAGAACUUAAAUCUAAUGACCACUUUGUUAUUCAUCAUUUCUCAGAAUCAGUGCCACUUAACCACAUGAGUUAUAAGUUGGUCAGGUUCAUACAAUCACCACGAGGAGUUCUGUGGUUGCCCUUUGAUACUUUUUAAAAUUCCACUUCUUUUAGAUCUAAUAUCGUGUAAUUUCACCAAAACUGUUUGUUUUUUUGUGGCUGCAAAAGAAGAAUGAAAGGUUGUUUAACAAAUAUGGGAAGGUUGUUUACAAAAGAAAUGACCAAAAAUCUCUUGUUGCAAAGGUUGAUGAUCAUGCUUACUUGCUUUGUGCUUGGCUUGUAAGCCCUUCAUGCUAUAACUUAUAACAAUUAUACAUUCAGAUUAGGGGGUGUUUGGAUAGGGAAAAAAUAACUGCUUAUUAGCUUAUUGCUUAUUCUCACCACAAUAAGCUAAUUUAAGUGUUUGGAUAGGAUGCUUAAAAAAUCAGCUUAUUGUGGUAGGAAUAAGCAAAAUAAGCUGAUUUUAAUAAGCUAUGGGAGCAAUGCUUAUUGCUUAUUGCUUAUUUUUAAUGAUUCAAAAAUUACUAAUUUACCCUUCAAUAAACUAUACAUAAAACCCCUUAAAACCCUUCAAAACCGAUCAUUUGCUUCACCUAUUGUUGCUGCCGAUACCUUUUCUCCCUUGGCCAUCGUCCCUGGAACCAUCGGCAGGUAAUGGACAGUGUCAAUGUUCAUGAUAUGGAUUUUGAUACAACCAAAGUGAAAGGUACAAAUAGGAUUAAUUGGGAUCCUCAUACAUUCAAGAUAUUUCUUGAGGAAUGUAUGACCGAGCUAAAAAACGGGUAUAGAGCGAGUAGUUAUUUCAAAGCGCCCGUGUGCCAAAAUAUAUGUAAGAGGCUUUUGGAACGAACGGGUAAAGAAUUGGACAGAAAUCAAAUGAAAAACAAAUGGGACAUAAUACGGAAAGAGUUCAAAUAUUACGACCGUUUAACAAGACUAGAAACGGGAAUUUCAAUUGAUCCCGUGAAAAAUACAAUCUCCGCAUCAAAGGAAUGGUGGGAUGAUAAAAUAAAGGAAGAUAAAGAGUUUGCUAAGUUUAAGGAUAAGAAUUUGGAUGUAUAUCAGACAUAUUAUGAGGCUUUAUUUCGGGAUACUGUAACUAUUGGAGAUAAGGCUAAGGUACCUUGCGAAUUUGGCGACAAUAGCACUCCGAAUGAUGUACAACUUGUGGAUAUUACGGAUGGAAAAGAGGAUACUGAUGACGUCCUCUUAUUUGAUGAUGUUGAUCCUUUUUUCACAAUGGAUAGUUCUAGUAUGAAUAGGAGGGGAAAGAAAUUAACUCCCAGGCGUAACAAGAAAAGAAAAUUUGAAGGAAAAAAUGAAGGAAAAAAUGAAGAAAAUAGUGAAGGAAAGAAUAUGGCAAACUCGUCAUAUGAAGAGAAACUGGACACUGUUUUUGAUGUUCUGUUAACAAGGAGCAUUCAACCAUCAAGACAAACCACACAAUCUCCCACAACAGAAGAAUGCAUGGCAAUUGUCUCUACUUUCCCGGGUUUUGAAGAAGGCUCAAUAGGAUAUUUAGAAGCGUUAGAGGUCUUUUUAAAGAAACCAACUCGUCAAAAUUUUAUGGUUCCAAAGAGUAAUGAAACAAAGAUGGAGUUUCUCAAGAGGCUUAUAGAGAAAGAGAAGUAGUGUUAGACUUAUCCUUUUAUGUCAUGUGUUAGACAUUCUCUAAUUUUUUUGGUCAGUUUUGCCCUUGCCACAUGGUUAUGUUUUGUUUCCUUUUCUAUGCUUUUAUCUAUUGGGUAAACUUUAAAUGGUUGUUAUGUGUCAGACUUAUUCUUUCAACUAUUAUGUUAAAUUUAAAUGGUUGUUUUGUGUGUGUUUUAUGCAAUAUCGUUUGAUGUUUGUUUUGUGGUCAAUUUUGCGCUUGCCCCAUGAUUUUACUGUUCUUUUCUUUUCAAUGAUGUUGCUAUGAUUUUAU